This is a messenger RNA of Lotus japonicus, 2681 nucleotides long. RefSeq names its product pentatricopeptide repeat-containing protein At3g21470. The coding region runs from base 6 to 1613 and encodes 535 amino acids. The transcript has a single exon. Lineage: Eukaryota; Viridiplantae; Streptophyta; Magnoliopsida; Fabales; Fabaceae. Gene Ontology annotation, biological process: RNA modification. The record is from RefSeq and is a predicted model, not a curated record. Gene Ontology annotation, molecular function: RNA binding; protein binding.
GACUGAUGGUGCAAGUCACCAAAUUGCGUGGAAUCAGAGAGAGUUUGAAGCCACCACAUUCACAUUGGUGUCGUUGUUCAAUCAAUGAGCAAGGAUCAUCGAGAAAUGCACUUGUUGUGUAUAAACAGACUCGGCAUGAAGGAGCACAACACGACCCCAACGUGGUCCCUCUGUUGCUCAAGGCUUGUGCUUCUCUUUCCUCCGUCAAGGUUUUGCACGCAGAGUCCAUCAAGGCCGGUUCAGACAGCGAUGUCUUCAUCGGAACUGCGUUGGUCACAACGUAUGCUAAAUGCGGCGUCGUUUGGGAUGCCCGCAAGCUGUUCGACGCAAUGCCUGAGAGAAAUGUCGUGACUUGGAAUGCCAUGAUUAGUGGGUACAUGAGAAAUGGGGACAUGGAAUCUGCUUCGCUUGUGUUUGAGGAGAUGCCGGGGAAAACUGGGGUGACUUGGAGUCAGAUGAUUGGUGGGUUUGCUAGGAAUGGGGACACUGCCACUGCUAGGAGGUUGUUUGAUGAGGCUCCACAUGAGUUGAAGGGUGUUGUGACAUGGACUGUGAUGGUUGAUGGAUAUGCUAGAAAAGGGGAGAUGGAAGCCGCCAGGGAGGUCUUCGAGCUCAUGCCUGAAAGGAAUUGCUUUGUUUGGUCAUCUAUGGUUUCUGGGUACUGCAAGAAGGGGAGUGUCGCAGAGGCUGAGACUAUUUUUGGACGGAUACCGGUCCGGAGUUUGGAGAUUUGGAAUACCAUGAUUGCUGGAUAUGUGCAGAAUGGAUUUGGGGAGAGAGCAUUGCAGGCUUUUGAGGAAAUGAGAGCAGAAGGGUUUGAGCCUGAUGAGUUCACUGUUGUUAGUGUUUUAUCUGCUUGUGCUCAGUUGGGGCUCCUUGAUGCUGGUAAGCAAAUCCAUCACAUGAUAGAGCAUAAAAGGUUAACGGUGAACCCGUUUGUUUUGAGUGGAUUGGUUGACAUGUAUGCUAAAUGUGGGGACUUGGUCAAUGCAAGGUUGGUGUUUGAGGGGUUCACUCAGAGGAACAUCUGCUGCUGGAAUGCUAUGAUUUCAGGUUUUGCCAUCAAUGGAAAAUGCAGGGAGGUUCUCGAGUUUUUUGGCAGGAUGGAGAAUUUAAAUAUAAGGCCUGAUGCUAUCACCUUUCUCACUGUGCUCUCGGCUUGUGCUCAUGGGGGUUUGCUCAGUGAAGCUUUGGAAGUAAUAUCCAAAAUGGAGGCAUAUGCAAUUGAAAUGGGCAUCAAGCAUUACGGAUGCAUGGUUGACCUCUUGGGCAGAGCAGGGAGAUUGAAGGAGGCUUAUGACUUGAUCAAAAGAAUGCCAAUGGAACCUAAUGAAACUGUUUUAGGGGCAAUGCUUGGUGCAUGCCGGACUCAUUCAGAUAUGAAAAUGGCAGAACAAGUAAUUAAGUUAAUCGGUACAAACUCUAUUACACGUGCUGAUUCUCACAAUGUGCUUUUGUCAAAUAUCUAUGCAGCUUCUGAAAAAUGGGAGAAAGCUGAGAAGAUGAGAGGGAUCAUGGUAGAUGGGGAGUCUGAAAAGAUAGCCGGGUGUAGUUCUAUCAUAUUUAGUGAUUUUUUUGCGGAUUCAAGUAUGACUAAAGAAGUGUCACAUUGAGAUGAAUAGACUAAGUGCAAUUUAGCAAGGAGAAAUACAAAAAUAAACACUGCUCGAUACACUAAAGAACCAAUACAGGAAAGAAGAUGUAAUCGCUGAAGGGAUUUUGUCUUUACCAUAAUUGUAAUUACCGAGUCCCAUGCCAAGAUCCUGCUUCCUCCACCACAGGCUAAUAUUACAAGGGUUCUUAAUUACUGAAGCUAUUUGAUUUGUGAUUCUGAUCAACGUGUUGUCUGAGUUUAGAGCAAGUAUCCCAUUUCAGGCUCUAUAUGGGCGUGAAUCCCCUCUCAUUUGUAAGGGAAAUUACCUUCCCUUCUAUGAUCAAAGAGAUCCACCGGUUGACUAAGGGUGACACUAAAACCUAAUUUGGAGGGGUUACAACCCAGGAAGAAAUGUCAGGCUGAUAAAAAGAGAAGAGAUGUGGAGUUUCAGGUGGGAGAUUGGGUUUUUGUAAAGCCUUAUAGGUUAUGGUCCUUGGCCAAGAAAACAAAAGAUAGCCCCAUAUUUUUAUAUGGUCCUUCCAAAAUCACAGACCGGAGAUGAUCACUGGCGUAUUGCCUGCAGUUACCAAAUCAUAGUAGUAGUGGAGUUGAUCAAAUGGGCUGGCUUCCCAUAUUGUGAAAACUCCUGGGAAUUACUCAGCUAUGCAAUCCAGUUUUCCUCUUUUUCAUUUUGAGGACAAGUUGCAUGACUUUUGAUAUUGAUAACAUACCUCUAAUUAAAAAUAUCUAUGUUAAGAGGAAGGCCAUUGGUCCUAGGGCUGAUGAGCCCCAAGUACAGUAAGUUGUGGGAUUCAGAGUUAAAGAAAUUUGUUAAGUAGGUGGGGAGUUAAUUAAGGGGCUGGUUACAAGCUGUAUUGGCUUCAUAUUGCCAAGGAGUAGAGAUUUAAGAGAUUAUAGAAGUUAGUUGUGACUUGUGUAAAAGGAGAAACAGGAACCUCUUUAAAGAUGCAUGCUUUCGUCUUAUUUCUGAACCAGUUGUAUCACUGCCCCAUCUUCCCACUGAAGUUUUAUAAAUGUUGAAAGUCAUAUCUGUUUCAAAUCUUCAUAACCAGAAAUUAGUGGAAAA